Molecule: messenger RNA, 4194 nt
Organism: Panonychus citri (citrus red mite)
Lineage: Eukaryota; Metazoa; Arthropoda; Arachnida; Trombidiformes; Tetranychidae
Gene: Taf2
Product: transcription initiation factor TFIID subunit 2-like
Exons: 5
Coding region: 126-3878 (1250 amino acids)
Biological process (GO): transcription initiation at RNA polymerase II promoter
Cellular component (GO): transcription factor TFIID complex
Molecular function (GO): metallopeptidase activity; transcription cis-regulatory region binding; chromatin binding
Source: RefSeq, a predicted model, not a curated record
AAUUUAUCAACGGUCCCUAAGCGCGAUGAUUUUGUUGGUUUGGUUUUUUCAAAAUCUAAUUAAAUUUGUCUUGAUUUCUUAUUAAAUGUAAUUACAAUUGGUUUGAUUUAAUUACGGUGAUCACCAUGAUUGCCAAGGAACACAGCAGACCAUAUAAACUGGUCCAUCAACUGUUGUGUAUCAGCAAUAUUAACUUUGAAAGUCUAUCUUAUAUUGGAAUGGUUGAGCUUCAUGUUAUUGCCCAGGAUAGUAAUUUAAGGACAAUCAAAAUUAAUUGUAAACAGAUGAGAAUUUUCAAAGUUGAUAUGAAUGAUGUUUAUCCAUGUACAUUUACCUAUAAUGAUCCAAGUUUGGAAAUAUGUCAAGAGGAAUGUAAACAACGUAACAUUGACGCUUUUUCCUCUGCCCAUUUAACUUGUAUAAGUUCAACUGAUCCAGAGAAAAAUAAUGGUGAAAUUAUAAUCCAAGUUCCCGAUGAUCUAUUAAAUUAUGUUCAAGAAGGUAAAAUUCUAAGGAUUAGUGUUGAGUUUGCUGCUGAAACACCUUUGGGUGGUGUUCAUUUCGGCGGUGGUGUACCAAGGAAAAUCGAUGAUCCAAAUUAUUCCGUUACGGUUCCUCAUUUAUUCACCUAUGGUCAUGAGAAUAGUUCUCGUCUAUGGUUUCCUUCAGUAGAUUCUUACAGUGAACCUUGUUCAUGGAAAUUAGAGUUUACCGUUGAUGCUUCAAUGGUCGCGGUCUCUUGUGGUGAUCUGGUUGAUGUAAUUUAUACCCAUGAUAAAAAACGUAAAACUUAUCAUUAUCAACUUAAUAUACCAACUUGUGCUCCAGCCAUUGGAUUAGCUGUUGGACCUUUUGAAGUGAUUGUCGAUCCAAAUAUGCAUGAAGUUACUCAUUUUUGUCUACCUCAUUUACGAUCUCACCUUCAGGCCACAUGCUCCUUUCUUCAUGAAGCAUUUGAAUUCUAUGAGGAACUUUUAUCAACCCGAUAUCCAUACACUUGUUAUAAGCAGGUUUUCGUUGAUGAAGCUUAUGGUGAUUGUAUUUCUUAUGCAUCCAUGAGUAUAUUUGAUGUUAAUCUCCUUCAUUCCAAACACAUUAUCGAUCAAACUUAUGAUACUCGAAAUAUUCUUGCCUCUGCAAUCGCGAAACAAUUUUUUGGUACCUUUAUCACCAUGAACGCUUAUUCCGAUUGCUGGUUAACUCGAGGUAUCUCCGCUCAUUUAAGCUCACAAUAUCGGAAGAAAGCGUUUGGUAACAAUGAGUAUCGUUUCUUUGUUAACCGAGAGCUCCAUGAAGUUAUCGCUUACGAGCAAACCCAUGGAGGUGUAAUUCUUGACCCUUCGAAAACAUCGGACAAUGAUAAUUCCAAUGCUCUUUAUUUCUCUUAUCGUUAUCCUCACACUGUGUCACCUCUUUAUGAUGAAAUUCACCGGAAAAAGUCACAUCUUAUCAUACGAAUGUUAGAAGAUCGUAUUGGUCGUGAAUUGAUGCUUCAAGUUUUUAAUAAACUUCUAUCAUUGGCAAUCAAUGCAUCUCAACAAAAAAUUACCGCCAACACUUUAAUGGCCUGGAUUAAUAUUCAAAUAUCUACAAGUAGUUUUACCAAGGUUAUUUUCAAUGUUACUGGUAAAGAGAUUGGUACAUUUCUUGGUCAAUGGGUUCACAUUGGUGGUCAUCCAAAGUUUCAUGGUAGUUUUGCCUUUAAUAGGAAACGUAAUAUUGUUGAACUUGAAAUUAAACAAUUAGAAACAACUUCACUUGGUAUACGAAAAUAUAUGGGGCCAAUUACCGUUUGGAUACAAGAAUUGGAUGGAACAUUUAAACAUAAUCUUCAAGUGGAAGAGAAUACAACCAAACAUGAUAUUACCUGUCACUCGAAAAGUCGGCGUAAUAAGAAGAAAAAGAUUCCUCUCUGUACGGGAGAAGAGGUUGACAUGGAUCUUUCCAAUAUGGAUGCCGAUUCACCCGUUCUAUGGAUAAGGAUUGAUCCCGAUAUGCAGCUACUUCGACAAGUUGCCUUUGAACAGCCCGACAUCAAUUGGCAAUAUCAGUUACGCUACGAACGAGAUGUAACCGCUCAAGCUGAGGCCAUUGAACAACUUAAACGAUUCCCAACUCAACUUACUCGAAAAGCUUUACUGGACAUUGUUGAAAAUGAGCACUGUUUUUAUAAGAUCCGAUGCAUGGCAGCAACUGCUGUAACCCAUGUUUCUAAUGAGAUGGCCUCACAAGCCACUGGUCCACCGGCUCCAGCCGCUAUGAUGAAUGUUUUCAGAAAAUUAUAUGGAUCAUUUUCUUGUCCCCAAGUACCAAAGUUGAACAAUUUUUCCAAUUUCCAGUUAUACUUCCUCCAGAAAACCCUUCCCGUUGCCAUGGCUGGAUUACGCUCUGCUCAUAAAAUUUGUCCACCCGAAGUGUUGAGAUUUAUUCUUGAUCUAUUUAAAUAUAAUGAUAAUAGUAAAAACAAAUUCUCAGAUAAUUAUUAUCGAUCUGCUUUAGUUGAUGCUUUGGCUGCUUCUGUGACACCCUGUGUAUCUGCUGUUCUUGCUCGUACCAGUUUACAACAACAAGCUGAAUCUCUACCUCAAGAAACUAAAUUAAUACUAGAAGAGAUUGUUCGUUAUUUUAAUUUGGACAAAUUGUUACCCUGUUAUAAACUUACUGUGUCCGUUUCCUGUCUCAAAGCGAUUCGCCAUCUUCAAAAAAUGGGACAUUUACCAAGUAAUUCAGCUUUCUACCAAGAGUACGCUCGUUAUGGUGUUUUCAUUGACGUUCGAAUGGCGGCAAUUGAGUGUCUUAUUGAUAUUACCAAAGUCGAACAGCGAAAGGAAGAUCUCGCUUAUUUACUCGAUAUUAUUGAACAUGAUCCAUUACCGAAAGUGCGACAUCUCACCAUUUUAGCGAUGAUUGAAAAUCCACCGAUAACCAAGAAAGAUGUUCAUAAUCCACUGAACACCGAAGAUAUUGUCGAGCGAUUAUGGAGAUUAAUGAACAAUUGUCUAUACCACGAUUCUAAAUUGCGAUGUGCUGUCGUCGAUCUUUACUAUACCUUCUAUGGCCGUGGUCGACCUUCCUGUUUACCUAAACCAGAGUUUUCGAUGGUAUUAAACUUGAAGGAGAAAAAAGCAGUCAUCAGUACAGCUCUUUCCAUGUCACCAUCGCAAUCAAAUCGUGAAGAUCGACCCACUGAACCUGAACCUUUAGACGCUUUCUCGAAGAUCAUCGCACUCAAGAGGCCCGUUAAUGAAGAGUUUCUUUCCAAUAAGAAGCGGCGAUUAUCAGCUGAAGGAUCACAUAUUAGUGAGGAUGACAAUGCUGAACCUAGUCUUGGUCUUUCGGAAACGAAAAUAUCAGAGGAAGAUUUGCCAAUAUCUGACCCCAGUGACCUCCAAUUGAAUUUACAACAACCCACUCCCAGUCCACUAAUUGCAACCGAAUUAUCACCUCGACAAGAAUCAUCACCACUUGUAUUAUCACUUUCCGAUCGUAACAAUGAAGAUGUGCGAUUCACCCCACCUUCAGCCACCCUUUCAGGAGAAAUGGCCUCAACACCAAUUCCACCAUCAGAUGAAAUGGUUAACAGGCAGCAAAUAGAUUUUACCAAUCGAACAGUUGAAAAGUUUGAAUUAAAACUUGAGAAAAGUGAACGAGGUGAACGAGGUGAAAAAGAGAAGAAGAAAAAAGAUAAAGACAGAGACAGAGAAAGAGAAGAUGGUGGAUCAUCUAAACCACAUAAAGACAAAAAGAAAAAGAAAAAGAAACACAAACAUAAACACAAACAUAAACACCGAGAUCACGAUCAUCAUUCACCCGAAUUCAAAGAUGAUCAUGAUAAUCCCGCUGACAUGGAAUAUGAAAAUCCCGGAUUAGCCUUGUAAAGAAAAAGAAAACUAUACACUUAACCGCUCAUGACCAUCAUCAUCAUUAUCACGAAAUCAUCAUCAUCAUCAUCUAAUCAUAGUCAUCAACAUUUCCUUUAAAACAAAUCAACAAUUAUCUUAUAUUAACAUUAAUUCAUCUUUCUGACUAAUCAAUUUAAAACUCACACACAUAAAACCACUUAACUGUUUCUCACAAUUUGUAUGUCAUUUGUAUUUUCCCUUAUUAUUAUUAUUAUUAUUAUCAAUUGAAUAGAUUGUAAAAAAAAAUACAAAUAAAAGUUAAUAGAAAAUAAUCUAAUUCUAAAAAAAUUAA